Molecule: messenger RNA, 1662 nt
Organism: Fonsecaea nubica
Lineage: Eukaryota; Fungi; Ascomycota; Eurotiomycetes; Chaetothyriales; Herpotrichiellaceae
Exons: 1
Coding region: 1-1662 (553 amino acids)
Biological process (GO): regulation of DNA-templated transcription
Cellular component (GO): nucleus
Molecular function (GO): zinc ion binding
Source: RefSeq, a predicted model, not a curated record
AUGAGCGGUGACUUGCAGCCAUGGGCGCUACCACGCCUUGGCCGCUUGUUGCCUCUCGAUGAUGACUCGCUCAAGGAAGUGAUUGCCUACUCCUUGACCUUGUCUAAAGACGCCGCCGCCGAACACCUGAAGAACCUGCUUGGUGACUCUCCACAGGCCCUCGAGUUUAUCUCGUCGUUCAACGCGCGACGAGGCAACGCGCAGUCCCCAGCGGCCGCCGUGGAGUCAUCUGGGGUGCCGAAAGCACAGAAGAAAGGUCCCAAAAAGGGCAAACCUCCCCUCCACGCUGCAGGCCCGGUACGUCGCCCGGAAGGAUAUGGGGAUGUCGCAGGUGGUUACACGAAACAGUACGAAAGCGAUACCGAUUUCGCCACGACUCACAGUCGACCGAUCUCAAGAGACAAAAAUGUGCCGUCAAUGUCCUCGACACCCGAUGCUCUGCAGGUGCCCCAAACAACAUCUGGAGGGCGUACUUCCGGUUCUUCGGCUGCCUCUCGAGACACGUCACCAGGGAGGCACCCUCAGAAACUCCCUCCCUCGGCAUCGGGCAACUUGAUAUCCGAUUUCGGAUUUGCAAACGUUCGUUCCAAACAAUCUAAGAAGCCCGCGCAUACGGGUCACUCUCAACCACAGUCUGGCACUUCUACGCCGCACAGGGGUGGUGCUACGACAACCACCUCGAGUGUUGCGGACCUCACUGCCGCAAUCGCGGCACUGGAGCUUUCUACGAAUCCAACCCUGUCCACGCAAAGGCGAAAAUGCCCUUGCAAUGCUUCAAUCCAUCCGCUUUUCACGACGGCGCCCAACUGUCUGAAUUGUGGCAAGAUCAUCUGCGCACUUGAAGGACUUCAACCUUGCUCGUUCUGUGAUUCGCCCAUUCUGACGAAAGAUCAAGUAAAUGCUAUGAUCAAGGCACUGAAAGAAGAGCGCGGAAUCGAGAAAAUGGCUGUCCACAACGCCGGACAAUCUGUGUCAGGGAGGGGCACACCGAUUUUUGGGGCGUCAACCCCAGAGAGCGGGUCAGGCGAUGAAGCCUCGUCUGCCGCAGCACGGGCACGAGCCCAUCGAGAUAAACUGUUGGCAUUUCAGAGAGAAAACGCUCAACGGACUCGCGUCCAUGAUGAGGCUGCUGAUUACGACGCCACGCUUACACCGGGGACUACGCAAUGGAUGACCCCCGUGCAGCGAGCUGCUGCGCUAAAGAAGCAGCAAAAGUAUCUUCGAGAGCUGGAAGAAGCAAACCGGCCAGAGUGGGAGAAGCAAAGAACAGUUAUGAGCAUGAGUAUCAAGAACGGUAGGUUAGUGAAGACGUUUGAGCGGGAGAAAGCACCCGCUCUUAAACAAGAGAAGGGAGACCUUGCUGGUUCCGACAACGAAGACAUUGGAGCUGCAGAUCAGCAUCUUGCUCUUGGUGAGACUGGGCGAAAGGGCCCCUUCAGCAAUAAUCCUCUGCUUGCAAGUGGAAAGCUGAUACGGCCGGUGUGGAAAGCACCGGGAGGUGGCACUGAGGACAAGGGCAAGGGUCGGGAGACAGCAAGGAAAAGCGUCUGGAGGAGGGUACAGGACGACAAUGACGACAACGAACAAUGGAUCCUAGAUGGAGGAUUACACGGUUAUGGCACUGAGACCAGGUUGAUGGAGGACCAGCAAGAGGGCGGCUGA